UAUGCAUCAUAGUGCCAAUAAAAUUAUGCUAUAGAAUUUAGUGAAAACAAUUUAUCACAUAUUAUUCAAAGAAUCUUUGCGAUGAAUAAAUAAAUGUUGUUGAUAAUAAUAUAAUGUUUGAACAAUGGUUGACGUCUCUUGAAAUUCCGAAAAGUAGUACAUAGCAAAAAUAAAUAUAUUUUAUAAUGAGAUGAUAGUCAAUUUUCAUAUUUCCCGCAACUGGACGAAAACGAAGUAGCAUCGAUGCGCGCCGUGUUGUGUAAAUCGAUGCGCCUCGGCCGCGGGCUUUUAGCUACUUUUAGCCCACUCCAAUUUUUCUGCGUCCCGAUUUACGGGCUUUUUGCUUCUGCUGAACUCUUGGAGACUUAACAAUGUACGGCUUGAAAAAUUGAAAUGUUCAAUGAAGGUGUUUUAUCUGAAAAUAUCGCGUUUUAUAAAUUAUAUUCUUGAAUAAGCUGGUGAAUUUGUUUUAAUAAAUCAAGGGGAUAUGAUUUUGGUUUUUCACCAUUUAAGUAUUGGCUCAUCUGAUAUCAAACAAUUCGUAAAGGGAUUAACAUGCCAUUUGUAAUGUCAAUAAUUAACAAGGUUUCAUUAUCCCCGAUAAUUUGCGUUCGGCAAUACGGGAAAUUAUACACACAGGCUGCAUAAUCAUAUUGAAUAAUGAGAAUUAACGCUACAAAAAUGAGUACUCCGAUCGAGGAGAAGAUUGAUCAGAAGUUGAAGGUGAGGACUGGAAUGGUAAGUGUUAGCGAUGGAAAGAGUAAACCUGUGCCAAUGCGUUUACAUCUAUCUAUGGAGGUAUUGAAGCUUCAAAGAGAAGAUUUAGAGCAGUCAGCGAAUCACAAUAAACCACCUUUGGAUGCUAAGGAAAGAAUGGUGCAAAUUAUUAGACAAAAAGUUGGAGGAUUAGGACUCAGCAUAAAAGGGGGAGCAGAACAUAAGCUUCCUGUUCUUAUAUCUAGAAUAUAUAAAGGUCAAGCAGCUGACCAAUGUGGUCAGUUGUUUGUAGGAGAUGCAAUUAUUAAAGUAAAUGGAGAAUACAUAACUGCAUGCAAUCAUGAUGAUGCAGUGAAUAUUUUGAGAAAUGCUGGUGACAUAGUUGUUUUAACAGUAAAACAUUAUAGAGCAGCAAAACCAUUUCUACAGAAAAAUGAAAAAGAAGAAAAAUUAGAUAAUGUUGCGAAUGGUGGUUCAGAAGAUGAAUGGUUAUCACCUAACAGACAAGUUGGUACUCCUAGAUGUGGUCAUAGUCGACAAAACUCAAAUGCAUCUGUCUCUUCGAUGCAGUGUAAAAAAUGGGUGGAUGUUAUAACAGUUCCAUUAAUGAUGGCUUAUGUAACAAGAUACAUCUUUGGAACAGAUAAAUUAAGAAGGAAUGCAUUUGAAGUAAGAGGAUUAAAUGGUGCACGCACUGGUGUAAUACACUGUGAUGAUAGUGCCAUUUUAAGUCAGUGGCUCAAGUACAUAACUGAUAAUAUUACUGGUUUAACGCAUUUACAGAUGAAAUUAUAUAAUCGUAAUUUUGGAGUUGGAGAACGAAUUGAAUACAUGGGGUGGGUGAAUGAGGCAGUAAGCAAUAGUAACCAACCAUGGCAAAGUUAUAGACCAAGAUUUUUAGCUUUAAAAGGACCGGAUUUAUUAUUAUUUGAAACACCUCCUUGUAAUAUAGGAGAUUGGUCACGAUGUGCAUUAACUUUUAAAGUAUAUCAAACAAUGUUUCGUGUAAUGCGAGAAUCUGAAAAUGUAGAUGAAAGGCAACAUUGCUUUUUAGCACAAAGUCCUGGUAAGCCUCCACGAUAUCUCAGUGUUGAAACUAGACAAGAACUCUUAAGAGUUGAAGCAGCAUGGCAUACUGCGGUGUGUUCAGCUGUUACGCACUUAAAAAGUAAAACCUUUCCGGUUACUUUUAACGGUAGAACUGCAGGAUUGACGUUAGAAUGGACUCAAGGUUUUACACUUUCUUAUGAAGAUAUUGGAGAAAUUAUAUGGCGUUAUAAAUUUUCUCAAUUGAGAGGUUCUAGCGAUGAUGGAAAAAGCAGAUUAAAAUUGCAUUUUCAAGAAUCCGAUAGCAUCGCUAUCGAAACUAAGGAAUUGGAAUGUUCUCAGUUGCAAAAUUUAUUAUUCUGUAUGCACGCAUUUUUAACUGCAAAAGUUGCUGCCGUUGAUCCAACAUUUUUAACAUCAACAACACCAUAACUCGAAAAGCAUUGCGGUGAGUCUUUAUGAAGUUUAAUGUUGUUAGCAAGAGUCAAAAUAGUCAAAAAUGCAAAUACAAGAAAGUAUUGUUCUUAGGCAACCAUUUGUUAGACUACAAAUACUAAAGUAAUUCCAAUACAAGUCAAUGCAUCCAAGAAGCAAUUGUAACUACAUAUUACAGUUAUUAAAUGCUAAAUAUGUUACAAUCUUCUAUAAUGAUAUUGCUGUUUUUUUAUUGUAUGUAUACAUCGCAUGUAUUCUAUAGUUAAAUUUAGAUUAUAUUAAAAUCUGCACAACUACAUUAUAUAGAUAAGUAAGACAACAGGAUAUCAAACUGCAACAGUUAAAUAUAACAUUAAAUCAAUUUAUUUCACAUUAGUUAAUACUUUAAAGAUCUUUUAAAAAUUCAGUCAUUGAAGAACCUGCUAGAGAAUUCAUAAUUUACAAACAUUAGAAUUAGAUAUGUACUUUAAAAUAAAUGCAUACAUUAUUAACUGUGCAUAACAAACAAGAUUCAAAUCAUAAGCAAAAUUCAUACCGUCGUAACUUAUUAAACAAUUCAUUAUUAUUAAGCAUUUUGUUAAAAUUUUAUAAAAUUGUAUAACAUUUUAACUAAUUCUGUAACGUAUCAAAAUUUGCAUACAUAUAUUUAUUUGUUCC
Molecule: messenger RNA, 2856 nt
Organism: Megachile rotundata (alfalfa leafcutting bee)
Lineage: Eukaryota; Metazoa; Arthropoda; Insecta; Hymenoptera; Megachilidae
Gene: Syn2
Product: Syntrophin-like 2
Cellular component (GO): dystrophin-associated glycoprotein complex; intracellular anatomical structure
Molecular function (GO): structural molecule activity; protein binding
Source: RefSeq, a predicted model, not a curated record